Messenger RNA from Rangifer tarandus platyrhynchus (Svalbard reindeer), 603 nucleotides. NCBI's taxonomy places the organism in Eukaryota, Metazoa, Chordata, Mammalia, Artiodactyla, Cervidae. The record is from the annotation of a GenBank genome assembly.
AUGGAGUCUCAGAGUCGUCCGCGGAGGCCGCUGCGGAGGCCUGAGACUUUGGUUCAGGGGGAAGCGGCUGAGUCGGACUCGGAUCUGUCUGCGUCCUCGUCGGAGGAGGAGGAGCUGUACCUGGGCCCUUCGGGCCCAACGCGCGGCCGCCCCACGGGACUGCGAGUGGCUGGGGAGGCCGCGGAGACCGACUCAGACCCGGAGCCGGAGCCGAAGGCCGCGCCGCGGGACCUGCCUCCGCUCGUGGUGCAGCGGGAGACGGCCGGGGAGGCCUGGGCGGAGGAGGAGGCCCCGGCGCCCGCCCCCGCGCGCUCGCUGCUGCAGCUCCGGCUGGCUGAGAGCCAGGCGCGGCUGGACCACGACGUAGCGGCCGCGGUGAGCGGCGUGUACCGCCGCGCGGGCCGUGAUGUGGCCGCCUUGGCCGGUAGGCUGGCGGCUGCCCAGGCAGCGGGAUUAGCUGCAGCCCACAGCGUGCGUCUGGCGAGGGGGGACCUCUGCGCGCUGGCGGAGCGUCUGGACAUCGUGGCCAGCUGCUGCCUGCUGCCCGACAUCCGCGGUGUGCCGGGGACCGAGCCUGAACAAGACCCGGGACCGAGAGCCUAG